Molecule: messenger RNA, 1371 nt
Organism: Scomber japonicus (chub mackerel)
Lineage: Eukaryota; Metazoa; Chordata; Actinopteri; Scombriformes; Scombridae
Gene: hsf5
Product: heat shock transcription factor family member 5
Exons: 5
Coding region: 1-1371 (456 amino acids)
Biological process (GO): regulation of DNA-templated transcription
Molecular function (GO): sequence-specific DNA binding; DNA-binding transcription factor activity
Source: RefSeq, a predicted model, not a curated record
AUGGAUGCUGGUGAUAUUUCACUCCCUGACUGCAUCAACCCUAACAACUUUCCUGCCAAACUGUGGCGUUUGGUGAACAACCGGGCCAACAGAGCCAUCUGCUGGGACAACGUCGGUGAGGUCAUUAUCAUUGAUCAGCAGCUGUUUGAGAAACAGAUCCUGACUCCAGAAAGCAUCACCGCGGACAACGUUGACGCCUUCAAAACGACCAACUUCUCAAGCUUUGUCCGUCAGCUCAACCUGUACGGCUUCAGGAAAGCCGACCCAGCCAACACAACGACUCCGACCAAAGUGAUCACUGGGACGUCUCACCAUUUUUUCAACCCAAACUUCAAGAGAAACCAUCCUGAACUUCUUGUGAAUCUGAGGAGACUCACUGUGGACAAUAAGGCCAAGUUACAAGCAGGUCUGAGCGUGAACUGUCGGCCUCCAAGUCGGUAUCAGCGACUCAGUGGAGGAGAUGAUGGUAGAGAUAGAAUUUUGAAAAGAGUUUCUGCGGGCAGUCCUUCAUUGCUUGACCACAAGGACUCAACUCAUCCUUACUAUUCAAUCAAAGCCCAGUCCAGUACAGUGCACAAUGGAACCCCAGUCCCACCACGUUACCUGAUAAGGGGCGCAGCUCUUCCUACUUCUGUCUUUGCCUCAGACAAAGGCAUACCACUUUCUUUAAGCCACCACUACCCCGGAGUAGCCUCUAGCCCCAGCGCUUUGCACAUUCCUCAGGGUUUACUGGCCCACGCAAACCACCCCAACCACAAUUUCACCACUUUUAAUGCUCGUAAUGCACAGUAUCAACCUGGCUACUAUUCCCCAGGUUGCCAGUGCUAUCAUCCGAACCUUGUGGCAUCACAUAUGAAAGCUAGUGGUCAUCCCCCAGGGCAGUUCCCUUCUCCCAGUUAUUACCAGGCAGGCUAUCCUGUGGAUGGUUUGUGUCACGGGGACCAGAGCCAGGACUUUCAUUAUAAGGAAAACCUGGAGAUGAAAAAAUGUGAAGUAAACUUGGACACAAUUUUCCAGAUUGCCGACGAAGUGAUGCAAACUCCCAAUAACUGCCUGGUCAGAGUCGUGACCCCAGAGAAGCCGGGCAAUGUGUCCCUCAACACCUGUAGCCCCAUAGUGCAGAUUUCUCCACAGAGCAACAAACCUGGCAGUAGCAGGAAAGCUAGCCCUUUGUGUGCUGGAUCCAUUAUAGUGGCUGUGUCAGGCAACAUUAACCUAGUCAAAAGCGAACAGCAGGAAGAAUCAGUGGUUUCAGUACAUGAGCAAAUGCCUGAAGAUGCUGUAUUUGAGGUUACCAGCGAUGAUGCAAAGGACAGUGACGUCACAGAUGUCAAGGUUGGCGGCUCUUUCAGCGAUUCCAGUCCUCCUUAA